GUUUCCUUCCUUCUUCGACCGCCUCGCCUAUCGACCGACUCCGAAGGUUAAAGCGAGAAGAAGAGAAGAGCGAACAAGAGAAGAAGAGUUGCCAGAAGAGCCGUGCGAACCCUUGUUUUUGAUAUGAUGCAACCCUUGGUGGUGCCGAAUCCCUCUCCUUGUACCGAAGCCGCCUCCUCUUCUGCUGUCGCGGCCUUCUUACCCUUCCGUCCGCUCUGUUCUAAGGAAUCGGCCUUUCGGGGAACCAGAAUUCCGAUCGAGACGCGUGGGUUUCGGUCGCAGAGGGCUUCCUCUUUUCGUUGGAUUACCAGAUCUAGGAAGCCACCUGUGGUUAAAUCAAUUGCUACUCAAGACCCAUUGGUUGAUUUGCCCCUAACUGCUGAAAAUGUCGAGUCAGUAUUGGAUGAAGUGCGACCAUAUCUUAUCGCUGAUGGAGGAAAUGUAGCACUUCAUGAGAUAGAUGGAAAUAUUGUAAGACUAAAACUGCAAGGAGCGUGUGGGUCUUGUCCAAGUUCUGUAAUGACGAUGAAGAUGGGCAUCGAGCGUCGGUUAAUGGAAAAAAUUCCAGAAAUAGUUGCAGUGGAACCAAUCACCGACCAAGAGACAGGGCUUCAGCUGAAUGAAGAAAACAUAGAGAAGGUACUCGACGAGAUAAGGCCAUACCUUGCUGGAACCGGUGGCGGUGAGCUUGAGCUAGUCAAAAUUGAGGAGCCUAUCGUGAAGGUUCGACUAACAGGCCAAGCAGCCGGCAUCAUGACAGUUCGAGUGGCAGUAACACAGAAGCUGCGAGAAAAGAUACCUGCCAUUGCGGCUGUUCAGCUUUUAUCAUAGGUUUAUCGAAAGACACUAUUUCUGUUCAUUCGAUGAUAUAAUAAAACAUUGUAUAUGAAUAAUUUUACUUUUUUUACAAAAGUUCAAAGUCAUCAUCAUUUUCGGAA
Messenger RNA from Musa acuminata AAA Group (dessert banana), 938 nucleotides. RefSeq names its product nifU-like protein 2, chloroplastic. Gene Ontology annotation, cellular component: mitochondrion; chloroplast stroma. Lineage: Eukaryota; Viridiplantae; Streptophyta; Magnoliopsida; Zingiberales; Musaceae. The record is from RefSeq and is a predicted model, not a curated record. Bases 124 to 831 code for a protein of 235 amino acids. Gene Ontology annotation, molecular function: 4 iron, 4 sulfur cluster binding; iron ion binding. The transcript is spliced from 4 exons. Gene Ontology annotation, biological process: iron-sulfur cluster assembly.